Molecule: messenger RNA, 1374 nt
Organism: Symbiodinium sp. CCMP2456
Lineage: Eukaryota; Dinophyceae; Suessiales; Symbiodiniaceae
Source: the annotation of a GenBank genome assembly
AUGGCUUUUGAAGCCACCAGCCCGUUCUUGAACUCAUUUGGGGCAUCGAAGGUGGCACCGGCUUCCGAGAUGCAGCCCGUGCAGACGCUUCCAGCUCCCUGCGCCGAACACGUCGAGGUGCUUCCAGAUGAUCUCGUUGAGACUUCAGAGCCGCAGAACCUGGAGGCCGAUGCGCAGCUCGCGCAGGACUGGCUGGCGCCAGCGGAGCAUCCGGUGGCUGUCGAGGAAUUCAUCCCUAUGGAGUCGACCCGGCAGCCAGAUGCAGAGGCGCAUGGGGAAUUGGCCUUCGGAGGCUCCGAGGUCGCCACAGCAGGGCCCGAGGAGCCCCGGCUGGAAAUGCCAGUGGAGCAAUCCAAUGGCCACGGCAGGGAGGUCUUCGAGGGAGGGAUGCCGCAGCCCGUGCACGCGAACGGCGGACCUGGCCAUGGCGAGGAGCCGGAAGAACCUGCUCAAGAGGAGGCUGGGUUUUUGCCGGACCUCGCGGCCAACGGACGCGAGCCCCACGAAGUGCCCGAGGAAGCACCGCCGCUCCAAUUCGAAGCUCAAAGAGUUGAGCAGCACAGUGAGCCGAGCGAGGUGGUGCAAGUGCGUGCAGACUACGAGGCGCGCCUGAUGGGUGCCGUGCAGCAAAUUGCGCACCUACAGGCCCGCAUCGAGGAGCUCGAGUCCGAGGCUGCGGCAGCCAAGGACGUGGAGCUGCAGCUCUCCGAGAAGAUGGGCUGCAUGACGAUGCAGCUGACGGAGGCGCAGGCGGCACGGCAGCAAGCAGAGGCCGCCUCAGCCCAGCUGCAGCGUGAGGCCGACCAGCUGCGGCAGGAGGCGUCCGCUGCAUCUGAGCGGGCGCGGGCGCAGGCCGCCGAGGCGUCUGAUGCAGCUUUUGGGCAGGUGAGGGAAGAGAUGGAGCGCGAGCUGGAGCAUCUCCUAAAACAGAAGGAUGAGCAGCUGCGUGCCAUCGAGAGCAAAUUCGCCACCAGCGAGCGCAGCCGGCAGAAUGCCACGAGGGACCUGGAAGCCCUCACGCACGAAGCGGACGCGCUGAAGCAAGAGUUGGAGCGGCUGCAUUCGGACUCGGCUGGCCGUACCUCCGACCACGAGAGGUCGGUGGAACAGCUUACAGCCGACUACCAGCAGCAGAUUGCUGAGCUGGAGGAGAGGCGCGACAUCGAGGAGCGGCAGAAGCACGAGCUCGCGCUGAAUCUCCGCAGUGUGGAGGAGAGGAGCCGCAGCGAACUCGCACAGCUCGAGGCGCAAAAGACGCAGCUCGAGCUGCAAAGUGGAGCGCUGCAGGUGCAACCGACCCCGCUCCUUUGCUCCAGACGUGUUUCGGGGUUCAUUUCGGGGGGAUCUCUCUGUCAGGUUGGAGGCAUGAGGUAG